This is a messenger RNA of Aspergillus calidoustus, 249 nucleotides long. NCBI's taxonomy places the organism in Eukaryota, Fungi, Ascomycota, Eurotiomycetes, Eurotiales, Aspergillaceae. The record is from the annotation of a GenBank genome assembly.
AUGAAAUACUUUAUGCUUAUUCUGCCCUUUGCUCUUUCCUAUUCCUGGAUUGAGCAACUUUCAGUUGUUGGUCGCGAUGGACUUCCGCAGGGCCCACCAGGCUAUCCUCGAGGAAAUGUGAUUCGUUCAUCACCCGAGUUUAGUGACAGGCUAAUGAUCUACCUCCUCCCUGACUCUAAGACGCCGGAGUAUAUAUGUGCUCCAUCUCAGCGACGACAGGUUCAAACAGAAGGCAGCCCACGCCUCUAA